Messenger RNA from Penicillium diatomitis, 876 nucleotides. RefSeq lists its product as uncharacterized. Lineage: Eukaryota; Fungi; Ascomycota; Eurotiomycetes; Eurotiales; Aspergillaceae. The transcript has a single exon. The record is from RefSeq and is a predicted model, not a curated record. The coding region runs from base 1 to 876 and encodes 291 amino acids.
AUGUCCAACGACGAAUUUACCUCCCCCUUUCGGGUGUCGAGCCACGAUCUGCUACACCUCGAACGGAAUGAAACCUUUCGGGCCAUGCGGGAACAGCUUCGCCGUCAGGAUUGUGGCAUGGAAGGGCCGAGCUUCUGCCCAGACCACCGCAACCUGUGCAGCUCGGCGGACCAGGACUCAUUCCGCCUCCACCGCGACAUGAUUCACACGCUGCUCGUCCCGCUCUUCCUGAUCAACCACCAGGCGGAACGGAUGGCCGCUCGAGUCUUGUCCACCAAAAAGGGCACCGAGCCCGAGCGGGCCUUCAAGGGCGAGGCCCGCAGUGCCUUCGCCUGGUUGUCGUGCAUCCUGACCGAAGAGCACGAUUGGUACUUGACCGCACGGUGCCCGGCCUGUAUCGUGCUGCACGUCCUCCACUCCGAGCCCACCAUCCGGUUCGUCACCGUCGCCGCCUUGCUGGCCGGUCCUCGUUCCGGCUUCGACUGUUGGCUGUCCGCCCUCGAGACUGCCGUGCGCGAGGAUCCCUUCUGGGGGGACGCGUUCUGGCCCGAAAUCGAAGAACGUGCCACCCGUCUGGCCGAGGGCGUGCAGCAGCUCGUUCGACAAUGCCAUGAGCUCCGGCUUCAUCUGGACAGCCCCUCCACCACGCCCUCCUUUGCCAAGACCUCGACCGUCGUCUGUGAGCGAUCGACCUCGUCCACCUGCACCAUCCCCUUGAAGCCGUCCAGCUUUGCUCGGAAACAAUUGCGGUUGAGUCGGGAAGAGCAGCGCUAUCGUGCGUCCUUGGUCUGGAAUACCUGGAAUUGUUCCCAGGAGCUGCAGCCGCUGGCAUCGAGUGGUGCGACUCAGUCUCGCCGCCGUUCCAUGACCUCAUGA